AGAUGAGUACAAGACUAUUGCUCACAUUGAACGGUAACGUCCUGAUCGUGGCCACAACUGGUAUCCCCCAUUGUCUUAUGGGUACAAUCAACCAGUGAUCCUUCGUUACCACUGCAUGCCACACCGUCUAACCAGAUGGUUCCAGUUCCUGGGUAUUCAUGAUUAAACGCGCGUCCCUGCGCAAAACCUAGCUCUCUGCACACGACAUCCUUGUUGUUACUAUGGGAACUCCAACCGUUGCUGCAAACCGUGCCCCAUUCCCCAUUAUGGUACACUUCAACGCGGCCUUCUAGAGGUAUUAUCGAACCUGCCAAGCGAAUGCUUUUUUUGCCUAAAAGAGAAAUAGAAUUCUCCCUGAUUGGAGUUGUAGACUGCACACCAAAGAGAGGGUGAAAUUAGGGGGAAAAACCCUGUGUGCUUCACCCACCGACAAGCUUUAAAUUCUUAGAAAUAUCUGACUUACCACGAGUGAGAAGAAUGGAGCAAAAUAGUACGCAAAAAAGAAGAUAUUUAUGCCGAGAAGUAUGCGCCAUGAAAACGCGUGCGAAACGCGUCUUUUGGUUUUAUUCAGGACCAUAUUACGUGACGUCAUUCAGACGUCAUAACCAGAAUGCCUGGGAGAAUGAAGUGGAGCUUACAUGAAGUAUUGAUAAAAUCCAAUAUGGUGGACGCAUUUGAUCUUUUUCGUCGUUUGAGUUUUGGAGCAAAAUUCGACAAGAAAAGGGUUGAAAAUAGUUUUAAAAGACUCGAGGGUGAAGAUGAGAACGUGCUGGAUGGGAAGCAGAAUGUUGCUGAUGCUGUCGACUUUUUUGGCUAUAGAAACCUGAAUGAAAACGCAUCAGAACAGGUUGCUGUAGAGCAAGAAAUUACUCAAUAUAAAACAAAGAAGAAAGUAAAAGAUGGUGGACAUGGUGAAGAUGGUAACAAGAAGAGAGUUAAAAAGAGAAAGAGAGCUGUAGAGGAAAAUGAUCAUUCAGAGUUGGUCUCCAAAGGGAAAAGUAGAAAAAAGAAAGAAAAACACAGCAUUGAGAAACUAUCUGAGUUACAGAGAGAGAAGGUGAAUGCUUUCAGAAAUAAACAUCACAUUUAUGUAAAUGGUUCUGACAUUCCUGAUCCAAUUGAAUGUUUCACUGAUCUUGAUUCACAGUAUGCAUUACCUCACUAUCUUCUCAACAAUGUUUUGGAGUCGGGUUAUGCGCAGCCAACUCCAAUUCAAAUGCAAGCAAUACCUUUACUAUUACAGAACCGAGAGCUGUUGGCUUGUGCUCCAACUGGAUCAGGGAAAACUGCUGCAUUUAUUCUGCCAAUUUUGUAUCACUUGAAAGAACCAAGGAAAUGUGGUUUUCGCUGUGUCGUUGUUUCACCCACAAGAGAACUAGCACAACAGAUCUAUCGAGAGUUUUGUCGCUUGUCAAAAGGAAAGGCUUUGAGGAUCCAUAUCCUAACAAAAGCAAAAGCAAAUGCAAAUAACUUUGGACCAAAAUCCUCAAAACGUUUUGAUAUUUUGGUCACAACCCCCAACAGACUGGUGCACAUGCUGCAGCAGGACCCCCCUGCUGUCAAUCUUGAAGGCGUUGAAUGGUUGAUUUUUGAUGAAGCAGACAAACUCUUCGAAGAGGGGAAAGAUGGCUUUAGAGAUCAGAUUGCUACAAUAUAUCAAGCAUGCUCCAACCCAAAGAUCAGGAGGGGAUUGUUUAGUGCAACUCUGUCAAAUGGUAUUGAGGAAUGGACCAGAGUACACUUGGAUAAUGCAGUGAGAAUUACUAUAGGAGUAAGGAAUUCAGCAACAGACACUGUUGAGCAAGAACUGUUGUUUGUUGGACAGGAAUCUGGGAAACUUAUUGCAAUUCGAGAUAUUAUCCAAAAGGGUUUUGAGCCUCCAAUGUUAGUAUUUGUGCAAUCAAAAGACAGGGCGAAGGAACUUUUUCAUGAAUUGAUUUACGAUGGGAUCAAUGUGGAUGUUAUACACUCAGAUAGGACACAGAGUCAGAGAGACAACAUAGUGAAAUGUUUUAGAACUGGAAAGAUCUGGGUUUUGAUAUGUACAGAACUCAUGGGCCGUGGUAUCGACUUUAAGGGAGUGAAUCUAGUCAUCAAUUAUGAUUUUCCAACGUCCAGUGUUGCAUACAUUCACAGAAUUGGUCGAACUGGGCGAGCUGGGAGAACGGGAAAAGCUGUGACCUUCUUUACCGAAGACGAUGUUGUGAACUUGAGAAGCAUAGCAAAUGUUAUCAAAUCGUCUGGCGGGGAGGUUCCUGACUGGAUGUUGCAGAUCAAGAAGGCACCAAGAAAAUCGAAGCAGAAGCUUUCGAAAGUUCCGGUGAAGCGAUCCAGCAUUAAGACUGUGACAAAAUACGAUUUGAACAAAGCGAAAAAGAGAAGAGAGAUGAUUAAGAGUUCGAAACGAAAAGGAAAGACGAAGACAGAAGAUGACAGUUACCAAGAAUGAAGAAUAUUGAGCUGUGAAUAACCCAUUGCAGACAGUGAAAAACACUGUCAACACAUUUCGUUGCAAGAUAGGAUUUAUAUGUAAUUUGCAUUCGUAGAAGCGACUCUCCGGCCGGAAGUGUUUUGAGGUGAACCUACAACUCUAUUAGAAAAUUUUGUAAUUAACCAAUGUACGCAGUUGACAAGUCCAUAAAUGACGAAUUGGGUUUAGGAGUAUGAGAGAAAAGUGAGAAAUUAGUAAAUACAGACACAUCAGUUUUUCACUCGUAAUCAUUUUUUAAAAAAUUCAUCACAUGAUGACAUGCCAUUAGGUGGUCUUAUAUCACAUGACAAAUUACGUUUCAAACAUGUUGCAUUGCCUCACCCGUAAAAAUGUGAAAUUCUAAUUUCAAUACAUCGAAAAGUAGUAUGCCUUUGCAUUCGGAAAUGAC
Dendronephthya gigantea is the source of this 2879-nucleotide messenger RNA. RefSeq names its product probable ATP-dependent RNA helicase DDX52. The record is from RefSeq and is a predicted model, not a curated record. The transcript is spliced from 18 exons. Gene Ontology annotation, biological process: maturation of SSU-rRNA. Bases 611 to 2449 code for a protein of 612 amino acids. Lineage: Eukaryota; Metazoa; Cnidaria; Anthozoa; Malacalcyonacea; Nephtheidae. Gene Ontology annotation, molecular function: ATP binding; RNA helicase activity; nucleic acid binding.